Molecule: messenger RNA, 1664 nt
Organism: Branchiostoma floridae (Florida lancelet)
Lineage: Eukaryota; Metazoa; Chordata; Leptocardii; Amphioxiformes; Branchiostomatidae
Product: hyaluronidase-1-like
Exons: 10
Coding region: 61-1491 (476 amino acids)
Biological process (GO): hyaluronan catabolic process; carbohydrate metabolic process
Molecular function (GO): hyalurononglucosaminidase activity
Source: RefSeq, a predicted model, not a curated record
GUUGACUGACAGCUGGCCAGACAUGUUUUGGUCUACACGUAGUCAUAUGCAUUUAUACACAUGUUGCAGCCGCUACUACUAUACUACAUGACUCCAAAUUCAAGGAUCGAGUUCCUGUUACUUCUGUGUUUGGGACAGGCGUACAUCACAGUACAUGGAGGACCAGCACUACCUGACAGACCUUUUUACAUAGUGUGGAAUGUUCCUUCUAGAAAGUGUGCCGAGAAGUUUGGUGUUGAGUUCAGUCUGGACGAGUACGAUAUCGUCUCCAACCCCGGACAGGAGUGGAAUGGAACAUACGUCACUAUAUUCUACGAAAAGAAUCUCGGACUGUCUCCGAAAAUACACGAGCAGACGGGCCAGGACAUCAAUGGCGGGAUACCUCAGAGAGCCGACAUUGACGCCCAUCUUGCCAAGGCUACAGACGACAUAUACCGACUGAUUCCUGACGCCGACUAUCAAGGUUUAGGGGUGAUCGACUUCAAACCAUGGCGGCCGCUGUGGAAGCGAAACUUGGAGUCAAAAAGCAUCUACCGUACAAAGUCAGAAGACCUCGUCAGACAAACGUCACCACAUGUUUCCGAACACGAAGUGACGUCAAUGGCGAAAGUGGCGUUUGAAGGAGCAGCGAGGGCGUGGAUGGGGAAAACUUUGAGUCUGGUUAAGACGUUACGCCCUGGAGGCUCCUGGGGGUUUUACCUAUUCCCAGAUUGUUACAAUUCCCCAAGCGAAAUUCAACUCCAACAGGGAUCAAGCUACGACUGCACGGAGGAGGUGAAAUCUGACAAUGACCGCCUACAAUGGCUGUGGGAGGAAAGCUCAGCUCUGUACCCUAACAUAUACCUCACCAACGUCUUCAAAACACUGCCCAGUUCGGAACAGUUUGUUCGCGCCCGAGUGGCCGAGACCUUCCGAGUUAUGGACGGUCGGCAAAGUUCGGCUAUCCCCGUCUACCCUUACGUGCGCCUUCGGUAUCGGGAUUCAAUGGAAUGCCUCACGAAGGCUGAUAUGGUCUCCACCAUACAAGAAGCAGCCGGGCAGGGCUCAGCGGGCGUGGUCAUUUGGGGGGCCUCGGCUGACGUCAGCUCCAAGGAGAACUGUUUAUCACUUCGGGAUUAUGUGACGACAACAUUCGGGCCACUUGCAAAGGAGAUGAUGAAACAGGCUGCAGAGUGUAGCAGGAGAGAGUGCAGCAAUAACGGCAGAUGCGUAACUGCUUACGAAAGACCGUCACUAGACGCACAAAUGAAGACCAAAAGAUUUGGCAAUGUGGACGAGGGCAUUCAAAGCGUGGUGCAGAGUACACAGGAAUCGCUAGAAGGCGCUACAAGCCAGGGACAGCAGUCCAACAAACAGUUUUUAUCAAGUGAACACGCCACCUGGUUUAGUGAGGGGCUGCAGUACCUAACAGGUCGACAGGGGACGUCGUGUCGCUGUUACCCGGGUUGGGCGGGUGAAAGAUGCAGCGUGUCUACUCACAUAGAAUCGUAACUCAAAGAUCCUUGACGUCAUCACUGUCGAGGCGAGGACUGCCAGGAAGACGACAACAAGUGAUGAUGUCAUUCUUGGGGAAUCAUCUGUGAUGAACAACAAAUUGACAAUGUAAAAAGUCAAAGGCAAACAAUAAUCGUUUUUCGUUCUUAUCGCUACCAACGUUACAUUUC